Messenger RNA from Angiostrongylus costaricensis, 420 nucleotides. The record is from the annotation of a GenBank genome assembly. Lineage: Eukaryota; Metazoa; Nematoda; Chromadorea; Rhabditida; Metastrongylidae.
AUGAAUGGGCUGGCUGACGACAACGACGACCUGCCAUUUGAAAUACCAGAACUUCCUACUGGACAAGUGCUGCGUUUGGAUUUGCUAUCAAAUUGGGGUGACAGCACUUACGUUGGUCUCAAUGCCGUAGAAAUCUUCUCAGAUACUGGAAGACGUCUAGAAGUCGCUAAGAUUUCGACGAACGCCGUCCGGACCUUGGGCGAUGUGCAGUCGAUCUUUGUCGAGUCGUUCAGCUGCACCGACCAGAGCAAGAUGUGGCGAGCAAAGCUGGAGAAAGAUCGGUGUGUGAGCAUCGACAUAGAAUUUGUCGAGAGCACUCGCAUCGCCAUGAUACGAUUCUGGGUGGGUUGUACUUCAACAAAUACCUGCUGUGUAUGUUUUGCAAUUCAUUCAUUACCAAUACAUGCGGUUGUCUCUUGA